UAAUUGCUAUAUCCAUGAAGAGUAUCUGGAGAAUGGUAAUUCCAAGCAUUAUCAGCAAGUCAAAGGAAAAGUCUUGGAUACCAGAAAUAAUUCGACUCAAAUCUAAAAAUAAGAAAAUGGAUCGAGUAAAUGGCAAAAAGAUGAUAUUAACUGUGUUCCUGAGCAACAAUGAACAAAUUUUAACCGAAGUUCCAAUAACACCAGAAACAACUUGCCGAGAUGUUGUGGAGUUUUGCAAAGAACCUGGAGAAGGAAAUUGUCAUCUGGCUGAGGUGUGGCGAGGAAAUGAACGACCUAUACCCUUUGAUCAUAUGAUGUAUGAACAUCUACAGAAGUGGGGACCCCGCAGGGAAGAAGUGAAGUUUUUCCUUCGGCAUGAGGACUCUCCAGCUGAGAGUAACGAACAAGCUGGCCGACUGCCCCAAGAUCAAAGAAAUCAAAGAAAUGGAAUAAGUGCACCCAUAGAAAAGUGCACUGAAAAUGGGGUUGGAAAUCCUCGGGUGGAACUCACACUCUCAGAACUCCAAGAUAUGGCUGCCAGACAACAGCAGCAAAUUGAAAAUCAGCAGCAAAUGUUGGUUGCCAAGGAGCAAAGACUACACUUCCUGAAGCAGCAAGAGCGCCGGCAGCAGCAGUCUCUUUCUGAAAACGAAAAGCUUCAAAAACUCAAGGAGAGAGUAGAGGCCCAAGAGAAUAAGCUGAAGAAGAUCCGUGCCAUGAGAGGACAGGUGGACUACAGCAAAAUUAUGAAUGGCAAUCUGUCUGCUGAAAUAGAGAGGUUCAGUGCCAUGUUCCAGGAAAAGAAGCAAGAGGUGCAGACUGCAAUUUUACGAGUAGAUCAGCUCAGUCAACAGCUGGAGGACUUAAAAAAGGGGAAGCUGAAUGGUUUCCAGCCGUACAGUGGAAAGCUGACGGGCCCCGCAGCGGUCGAAUUAAAAAGACUGUACCAAGAAUUGCAGAUACGUAACCAGCUUAACCAGGAACAGAAUUCUAAGCUCCAGCAACAGAAGGAACUCUUAAAUAAGCGCAACAUGGAGGUGGCAAUGAUGGACAAGCGGAUCAAUGAGCUUCGUGAGCGACUAUAUGGGAAAAAAAUUCAGGCACGUCAAAAAGAAAACAUUCCUCUAAAUCGCGUUAAUGGAACAUCAUCACCACAGUCAUCCUUGAGUGCAUCUGGUAGAGUAGCCGCCGUGGGGCCUUACAUCCAAGUGCCUAGUGCUGGCAACUAUUCACUACCCGUCGACCCUGAAAAGCCACAGUCUCUCACUGUUGGUUCCAGCGCAACUCACGGAAGAUCCAAAUCCGAUGAUCAGAGUAGACACAAGGUGACUAAGUCAUGGACAGUGUCAGAUCUUGAUGUCGGACCUCCCAACAGCUCUUCACAGCAUUCUGCACGCUCUGCAGUGCACUUUUUAAACUCUAAUGAUGGAACCUGGCCCACGUUAAAACAGAACUCUAGCACCUCAAUGAAAGCGGCUCAGAUUUCUAGUGAUGACUGGAAGGAACCCGGCAUGGAUGGGGCUUUAAAACAAGGAACUAUUUCCAGUCAGCCGUUGCCUUCAUCCGCCUUAGGCACUUCUGAAAAGCUGGGCCUCGAUGUCGGAAAGGGGCCCCCAACCGUCCUCGGGUUAGGCAAGCAGCUGCCCCAGAAUUACGGGACCUACCCGAGCCCUGGGCCUCUGGGGCCAGGGUCUACAAACUCCCUAGAAAGGAGGAAAGACGGCAGCCUGCCUCGAUCCGGAGCCAGCGGGACCGGGCGGCAGAAGCCAGCGCCCCUGACGCCGGCGAGUAACGUGCACCAACCCAGCUCCUCCCAACAGAUCCAGCAGAGGAUUUCCGUCCCACCGAGCCCCACGUACCAGCCGUCCAGCUCUCCGUUGUUCCCGGCUGGAGACGGCAGGCCUGAACUCCCCUUAACCGUGGCCAUUCGGCCCUUCCUGGCUGACAAGGGAUCCAGGCCUCAGUCCCCCAGGAAAGGACCUCAGACUGUGAACUCGAGCUCCAUUUACUCCAUGUAUCUUCAGCAGGCAACGCCGCCCAAGAAUUACCAGCAAGCAGCCUACGGUACCCUAAACAAAUCCGUAAAAGCAGUAUAUGGCAAGCCCGUCCUCCCGUCGGGUUCCACCUCUCCGUCGCCCUUACCGUUCCUGUACGGCUCUCUGCCCCCAAGCACGCCCCAGCCUCCGCCUCCCGCCGACCUCCCCGAGAGAGACCAGGAGCAGGAGAGUCUACCCCCGCCGGGCGACAACAGCAACGUGGAGAACAUCCCCCGGCCCCUCAGCCCCACCAAACUCACGCCCAUCGUGCACUCCCCGCUCCGCUACCAAAGCGACGCAGAUCUGGAGGCCCUGCGGAGGAAACUGGCCAACGCCCCUCGCCCGCUGAAGAAGCGCAGCUCCAUCACGGAGCCGGAAGGCCCCAGCGGCCCCAACAUCCAGAAGCUGCUCUAUCAGCGCUUCAACACCCUGGCCGGGGGGAUGGAGGCGGCGCCUUUCUACCAGCCGGGCCCCUCGCAGGAUUUCAUGGGCACCUUAGCCGACGUGGAUAACGGGAACGCUAACUCCAAUGGCAAUGUCGAGGAGCCCGCCCCCGCCCCCCAGCCCGCCGCCCCUCUGCCCGAAGCCCCUCCCCCGUCGUCUGACGCCAACGACAACGAGUUGCCUUCCCCCGCCUCCGAGGAACCCAUCGGCUCGGAGACCACCAUCCCCAGCCCGGAGACGGCCGAAGACGACAACAACAAUCUGGCCAUCUACCCAUCUACCGAGCGGGCACCGAGCCCCCUAGCCGAGGCCGGCUCUCCUGUCCGAGAGGAAGUCCCUCCUCCCUCCACUCCCCCGGCCGUCCCUCCGGCUGUCCCGACGAUUAAACGUACCAACCUGAAGAAACCCAACUCGGAGCGAACGGGCCACAGCCUGCGAGUAAAGUUCAACCCAUUGGCGCUGCUGCUGGACGCGUCUCUGGAAGGGGAGUUCGACCUGGUGCAAAGGAUCAUCUACGAGGUGGAAGAUCCCAGCAAGCCCAACGACGAAGGAAUCACCCCCCUCCAUAAUGCGGUCUGUGCCGGCCACCAUCACAUCGUGAAGUUCCUGCUGGAUUUUGGCGUCAACGUGAAUGCCGCCGACAGCGAUGGGUGGACUCCUUUACACUGUGCAGCUUCGUGCAACAGUGUCCAUCUCUGUAAGCAACUGGUGGAGUCGGGGGCGGCCAUUUUUGCUUCAACCAUCAGUGACAUAGAAACGGCUGCAGACAAGUGUGAAGAGAUGGAGGAGGGAUACAUCCAGUGCUCCCAGUUCUUGUACGGUGUCCAGGAGAAGCUGGGGGUGAUGAACAAAGGAUUGGUGUAUGCCUUGUGGGAUUACGAAGCCCAGAACCAAGAUGAGCUGUCAUUCCACGAAGGCGACGCCAUCACCAUCCUGCGACGCAAAGAUGACAACGAAACCGAGUGGUGGUGGGCACGCCUUGGAGAGAAAGAAGGCUACGUGCCCAAGAAUCUCCUGGGGUUGUACCCAAGGAUCAAACCCAGGCAGCGAACCCUUGCUUGACUUCGGCACGGAGCAGUGCAAUACCUUGCCCAUUACUGGAAGCUUCCACAGCUACUGAAGAUGUUUAUUCUAGCCCAUUUCACCAGGCGAACUGAAACAGUAAAAAAAUUUUUUAAACAAACAAACGGUGCUCGCGUCAGCAGGCAGCGGGCAGAAUGUGAAAAAGCCGCGGCUUGUGAGUGAGGCCCUUUCUCGGAUUUGCCAGUAACCACGAGAGGUACUUACCGAUCCAAGAACACUGUAUCUGCCAAUUACUGUAAGUCCCAAAUCGAUGCCUCUAACCCAGCCCCCAACCCCCGUGUCUAUGGCAGGCAUCUUUUGCUAUUCACCACUCCCCCCGUCACCCCUUCGCCAACUGCUGUAUGUCAAAGAACCCCGCUCCGGCUCUGUAUUUACCAAAGGAUUCCCUGUGUGGAAGCUUCUCGUGUUCAACGUUAUUACAAAGCGCAGAGGUGCUGUCUGUUCUUUUUAGUCUCCCCAGUGACUGCCCUGAGGUGCCAAGACUUGGGCUAGUCGAUUUGAGCACUCGAGGGCUGGUAAGGGAGCGGGGGCCGGCCGAGGGAUGGUUGGAGGCCUGUCGGCGGCAAGGUAUUAAAAGUGAAAGCAAGCGCGGAACUUGCUUGGAAAGCCUAGAACGAGUUAGUUCCAGCCUCCCCCCAACUCACCCUAUCUCACUCAACUUCGACAGACGUACACUUGACGAUUUUCACCCCGCUGCAGUCUGCGUUGGUUUUACACUGGCGGAAGAGUCAGGAACACUGGAGUCAGCCGAGGUUUAAGCAUGUCUGGACGUAAGCAAGUGCAAUAGUCGAGGAAGGCGAGAGGAGCGCGGGUCGGGUGGCGACAGCCUGAUCACAGGAACGGUGGAGAAAGCGUUCCUUUUAGCGGGAGCGACGAGAGGGAAAAAUCAAGAGGGUUCUAGGUGAGGGAGGGAAGGAUCGUGAAUGGGGCAGGAGGAAAGUUGCUGUGGCUCCUGAAGCCCUAUGCGUAAUGUCAGGGCCAGUUAGUUUAUGCAAUAACCUUUUCCACUACAUUGUAGUUAAGAGCAAAAAAAAAAAAAAAAAAGAAAGAAAAAAAGCACUUCGCUGGAGUUUGUAUGUAUAUGCUUUUCUAUACCAAAAGUAUUUUUGAAUCCCCCCCCCCCGAUUAUCAGCUGUAGCCCUCUGUUGGAAAAGUUCGUUUCUCAUUCGAGUGUAGGCCGGUAUAAGUCUUGUGUAUAAUUUAUAUAUAUAUAUAUAUAUACAUAUAUAUAAUAUAAAAGAAAAAAAUCUCCAUUUAUGCCACGUUGUAACUGACCACAUUUUAGCAUUAACUGUAUAUAUUGUGGUGACGGAAAGUGAAAGGGUAUUGUUAAACACCUGCUACAUGAAUGUGAUAGAACUAUUUCUAAGAGCCCCCCCCCCCCCCCGAAUACUGCUAAUUGAGAAAAUAUGUAAAUGUGCACAAUAAACUACUGUUACCGCA
This is a messenger RNA of Tachyglossus aculeatus (Australian echidna), 5006 nucleotides long. RefSeq names its product protein phosphatase 1 regulatory subunit 13B (gene PPP1R13B). Gene Ontology annotation, biological process: regulation of apoptotic process; apoptotic process; negative regulation of cell cycle. The transcript has 18 exons. Gene Ontology annotation, cellular component: nucleus. The record is from RefSeq and is a predicted model, not a curated record. Gene Ontology annotation, molecular function: transcription factor binding; p53 binding. The coding region runs from base 15 to 3542 and encodes 1175 amino acids. Lineage: Eukaryota; Metazoa; Chordata; Mammalia; Monotremata; Tachyglossidae.